AUGAAGGUCGCCAUCCUCUUGCUCGCCGCGGCCCUAGGGUCUGCAAGCCCUGUACCAGCGCAAAACUCGAUACAAGCUCGGGAUGGGCAGAAUGCAUGUGAUUGCUCUAAGCCUUUUGAAGUCUCUGUGUCUGAGGUUAAAAGGUGCCCUGAUGGCUACAAGGACAUCUCACCUGUCUGGAUCCCUCAUUGCGUUCAAAUCGGUUGCUCUGCUGAGGAUCACAAAGCCAAAUGCGACGCCAAGCCCCAAGAUGCAAAGCCUUCAACUGCGGCGGAAAAGCCUGAAAAUACGACAAUAGCCCCUGAUGAGCAGAAGACAUGUGAUUGCUCUAAGCCUUUUGAAGUCUCUGUGUCUGAGGUUGAAAGGUGCCCUGAUGGCUACAAGGACAUCUCACCUGUCUGGAUCCCUCAUUGCGUUCAAAUCGGUUGCUCUGCUGAGGAUCACAAAGCCAAAUGCGACGCCAAGCCCCAAGAUGCAAAGCCUUCAACUGCGGCGGAAAAGCCUGAAAAUACGACAAUAGCCCCUGAUGAGCAGAAGACAUGUGAUUGCUCUAAGCCUUUUGAAGUCUCUGUGUCUGAGGUUGAAAGGUGCCCUGAUGGCUACAAGGACAUCUCACCUGUCUGGAUCCCUCAUUGCGUUCAAAUCGGUUGCUCUGCUGAGGAUCACAAAGCCAAAUGCGACGCCAAGCCCCAAGAUGCAAAGCCUUCAACUGCGGCGGAAAAGCCUGAAAAUACGACAAUAGCCCCUGAUGAGCAGAAGACAUGUGAUUGCUCUAAGCCUUUUGAAGUCUCUGUGUCUGAGGUUGAAAGGUGCCCUGAUGGCUACAAGGACAUCUCACCUGUCUGGAUCCCUCAUUGCGUUCAAAUCGGUUGCUCUGCUGAGGAUCACAAAGCCAAAUGCGACGCCAAGCCCCAAGAUGCAAAGCCUUCAACUGCGGCGGAAAAGCCUGAAAAUACGACAAUAGCCCCUGAUGAGCAGAAGACAUGUGAUUGCUCUAAGCCUUUUGAAGUCUCUGUGUCUGAGGUUGAAAGGUGCCCUGAUGGCUACAAGGACAUCUCACCUGUCUGGAUCCCUCAUUGCGUUCAAAUCGGUUGCUCUGCUGAGGAUCACAAAGCCAAAUGCGACGCCAAGCCCCAAGAUGCAAAGCCUUCAACUGCGGCGGAAAAGCCUGAAAAUACGACAAUAGCCCCUGAUGAGCAGAAGACAUGUGAUUGCUCUAAGCCUUUUGAAGUCUCUGUGUCUGAGGUUGAAAGGUGCCCUGAUGGCUACAAGGACAUCUCACCUGUCUGGAUCCCUCAUUGCGUUCAAAUCGGUUGCUCUGCUGAGGAUCACAAAGCCAAAUGCGACGCCAAGCCCCAAGAUGCAAAGCCUUCAACUGCGGCGGAAAAGCCUGAAAAUACGACAAUAGCCCCUGAUGAGCAGAAGACAUGUGAUUGCUCUAAGCCUUUUGAAGUCUCUGUGUCUGAGGUUGAAAGGUGCCCUGAUGGCUACAAGGACAUCUCACCUGUCUGGAUCCCUCAUUGCGUUCAAAUCGGUUGCUCUGCUGAGGAUCACAAAGCCAAAUGCGACGCCAAGCCCCAAGAUGCAAAGCCUUCAACUGCGGCGGAAAAGCCUGAAAAUACGACAAUAGCCCCUGAUGAGCAGAAGACAUGUGAUUGCUCUAAGCCUUUUGAAGUCUCUGUGUCUGAGGUUGAAAGGUGCCCUGAUGGCUACAAGGACAUCUCACCUGUCUGGAUCCCUCAUUGCGUUCAAAUCGGUUGCUCUGCUGAGGAUCACAAAGCCAAAUGCGACGCCAAGCCCCAAGAUGCAAAGCCUUCAACUGCGGCGGAAAAGCCUGAAAAUACGACAAUAGCCCCUGAUGAGCAGAAGACAUGUGAUUGCUCUAAGCCUUUUGAAGUCUCUGUGUCUGAGGUUGAAAGGUGCCCUGAUGGCUACAAGGACAUCUCACCUGUCUGGAUCCCUCAUUGCGUUCAAAUCGGUUGCUCUGCUGAGGAUCACAAAGCCAAAUGCGACGCCAAGCCCCAAGAUGCAAAGCCUUCAACUGCGGCGGAAAAGCCUGAAAAUACGACAAUAGCCCCUGAUGAGCAGAAGACAUGUGAUUGCUCUAAGCCUUUUGAAGUCUCUGUGUCUGAGGUUGAAAGGUGCCCUGAUGGCUACAAGGACAUCUCACCUGUCUGGAUCCCUCAUUGCGUUCAAAUCGGUUGCUCUGCUGAGGAUCACAAAGCCAAAUGCGACGCCAAGCCCCAAGAUGCAAAGCCUUCAACUGCGGCGGAAAAGCCUGAAAAUACGACAAUAGCCCCUGAUGAGCAGAAGACAUGUGAUUGCUCUAAGCCUUUUGAAGUCUCUGUGUCUGAGGUUGAAAGGUGCCCUGAUGGCUACAAGGACAUCUCACCUGUCUGGAUCCCUCAUUGCGUUCAAAUCGGUUGCUCUGCUGAGGAUCACAAAGCCAAAUGCGACGCCAAGCCCCAAGAUGCAAAGCCUUCAACUGCGGCGGAAAAGCCUGAAAAUACGACAAUAGCCCCUGAUGAGCAGAAGACAUGUGAUUGCUCUAAGCCUUUUGAAGUCUCUGUGUCUGAGGUUGAAAGGUGCCCUGAUGGCUACAAGGACAUCUCACCUGUCUGGAUCCCUCAUUGCGUUCAAAUCGGUUGCUCUGCUGAGGAUCACAAAGCCAAAUGCGACGCCAAGCCCCAAGAUGCAAAGCCUUCAACUGCGGCGGAAAAGCCUGAAAAUACGACAAUAGCCCCUGAUGAGCAGAAGACAUGUGAUUGCUCUAAGCCUUUUGAAGUCUCUGUGUCUGAGGUUGAAAGGUGCCCUGAUGGCUACAAGGACAUCUCACCUGUCUGGAUCCCUCAUUGCGUUCAAAUCGGUUGCUCUGCUGAGGAUCACAAAGCUAAAUGCAGCAGCAACAACAACAACAACAACGACAACGACGACGACGACGACGACAACAACAACAACAACAAGAAGAAGAAGGAGCCUGCAACUGCCAAAAGCGACUGUCAAGCACCACCACAAAUAUAG
Messenger RNA from Metarhizium acridum CQMa 102, 3021 nucleotides. RefSeq lists its product as uncharacterized. The record is from RefSeq and is a predicted model, not a curated record. Lineage: Eukaryota; Fungi; Ascomycota; Sordariomycetes; Hypocreales; Clavicipitaceae.